GGACGAGGACGAGGACGAGAAGCAGGAGCCGAAGGGCAGCGGGAGGCAAAGAGCCCCGAGCGGAGGCAAGUUUGGGACUGGCAUUGGCAGUGGAUACAUGCUGAUAUCACAAUGGAAGAGAGGAAGAACUUUUCAUCUGUUAACUUACUGACUGAAUAUCCCCCAAUCAAGGAAGCUGGCAAAAAUGAUCAAAGCGACAGCGCACAAACAAGUGGAGCAAACCAAGGAGCUAUGCAGCUGAAAAAAGAAAUCUCUCUUCUUAAUGGGAUCUGCCUAAUAGUAGGAAACAUGAUUGGUUCAGGUAUCUUUGUUUCCCCUAAAGGAGUACUUAACUACAGCACAUCCUAUGGAUUGUCGCUAGUAAUUUGGGCAAUUGGGGGGAUUUUUUCCGUGUUUGGAGCGCUUUGCUAUGCUGAACUUGGGACCACUAUCACUAAGUCAGGAGCCAGCUAUGCAUAUAUCCUGGAGGCCUUUGGAAGCUUCAUUGCCUUUAUACGUCUGUGGACUUCACUGUUGAUCAUUGAGCCGACCAGUCAGGCUAUUAUUGCAAUAACUUUUGCCAACUACAUAGUGCAACCUGUCUUCCCUACCUGCCAACCUCCUUAUGUCGCUUGUCGUCUGAUUGCAGCUGCUUGUAUAUGUCUUCUAACGUUUAUAAAUUGUGCCUAUGUUAAAUGGGGAACAAGGGUGCAGGAUGCAUUCACCUAUGCCAAAGUCAUGGCUCUUAUUGUCAUCAUCGUAGCAGGAAUUGUUAAACUAUGCCAGGGACACGCAGAACACUUCCAGGACUCUUUCGAGGGAUCAUCUUGGAACCUUGGGGGCAUUUCUCUUGCACUUUACUCUGCCUUGUUCUCAUACUCAGGUUGGGAUACCCUCAAUUUUGUAACUGAAGAAAUAAAAAACCCAGAGAGGAACCUUCCUCUGGCUAUUGCUGUUUCUAUGCCAAUUGUGACAGUCAUCUACAUCUUGACUAAUAUAGCUUACUAUACAGUGCUGGAUAUUAAUGCUGUACUCUCCAGUGAUGCGGUGGCAGUGACAUUUGCUGAUCAAGUGUUUGGCAUUUUCAGCUGGACAAUUCCAAUUGCAGUUGCCUUGUCUUGUUUCGGAGGACUCAAUGCUUCUAUUUUAGCAUCAUCUAGGCUGUUCUUUGUAGGAUCCCGGGAGGGUCACCUGCCUGACCUCUUGUCAAUGAUCCAUAUAGGAAGAUUUACACCAGUUCCAGCACUCCUCUUCAAUUGUACUAUGUCCCUCAUAUACUUGACCGUAGAAGAUGUCUUCCAGCUUAUUAACUACUUCAGCUUCAGCUAUUGGUUCUUUGUGGGGCUAUCAAUUGCUGGGCAACUCUACCUCCGUUGGAAGCAACCAGAUCGGCAUAGGCCGCUUAAGUUGAGCCUGUUUUUCCCAAUAGUCUUCUGUAUAUGCUCAAUUUUUCUGGUGGUUGUGCCACUCUAUAGCGACACCAUUAAUUCCCUGAUUGGCAUUGGUAUUGCGCUCUCUGGGAUUCCAGUCUACUUCAUGGGAGUUUCCUUGCCUGUUUCCAAAAGGCCAUCCAUUGUCAGCAAAGUUUUAGGUGAUGUCACUCGAGCCACACAACUACUUUGUUACUGUGUUCUGACAGAAAUGGAUACUUUUGAAGAAAAACCGGAAAUCAAGUCUAAAUAAACAUGCAAAAAUGACUAGAAAGCUAAACUGUCUGUCAAGAGAUGGUGUCGGACAGAAAGCAUCACUGGAGACUGAAAUUCUUACUAAACCAGGAUUCUUGCCAGAUCAUACUGUGUCAUGAUCUAUGGAUUGUGGGGGUUCGUCUUCUCCAAAGGCCAGUCUUCUCAGGCUUAGCUAAUCAGAAUUCUCAUCCAAAAACAUUUCUUAGCAAUGAAACUGAGGUCAGAUAUCAAAUUAAGUUGACAUCCGAGAACUAGGCAGCAUGGAAACAGACUUUUAUUUCAAUCCCCAGCUACUAGAGUUUAAAAGACACCAACAGUCUUUCCACCUAUCAACAAUUCAGUCAUUUGUGCACAAGGUAGACCUAUGUCAACUGAUACUCAUGAUAAACAAU
Elgaria multicarinata webbii is the source of this 2056-nucleotide messenger RNA. It is a transcript of the gene SLC7A6, whose product is annotated as solute carrier family 7 member 6. Lineage: Eukaryota; Metazoa; Chordata; Lepidosauria; Squamata; Anguidae. Gene Ontology annotation, cellular component: membrane. Gene Ontology annotation, biological process: amino acid transmembrane transport. The transcript is spliced from 10 exons. Gene Ontology annotation, molecular function: L-amino acid transmembrane transporter activity. The coding region runs from base 112 to 1662 and encodes 516 amino acids. The record is from RefSeq and is a predicted model, not a curated record.